Chiroxiphia lanceolata (lance-tailed manakin) is the source of this 552-nucleotide messenger RNA. Its product is annotated as basic salivary proline-rich protein 2-like. The coding region runs from base 1 to 552 and encodes 183 amino acids. Lineage: Eukaryota; Metazoa; Chordata; Aves; Passeriformes; Pipridae. The record is from RefSeq and is a predicted model, not a curated record. The transcript is spliced from 2 exons.
AUGUCGCUGCAGACAUAUAUAAACGUGGGCACGCCGGGGUUUGCUCGCGGCGGCGGUGUGGAACCAUCCUUGAUGCGGGGCUGCCUUUUUGGGAGCGGCGAAAGGAGCCGGCGCCGGCGAUCGCUGCCGCCGGGGCCGCCACUGCGCCCAUGGGCACGGGACGCGGGGCGCGCCCCCGCAGCGCCGCCGGCUGAGGGCGCGGGGCGGUGGCCCGGCGGCGGGGGCAGGCGAGGGGAGGCGGCGGCGGGCGGCGAUGAAGGGCCAGCGGAGAGGAUGCCCCCACCUCGCCCCCCGGGCUCCAACUUCGCGGAGAACUAUCGGCCCCGCAGCCUCCGCCCCCGCCCUGCCUCUCCCGGCCGCGCGUCCAACUUAAUGCCCCAGCGGGAGCCCCAGCCAGCAGCCCCCCCGCCCCCCGGCCUCCGCCUCCCCCCCCAGCAGCCCGGGUUCCCGGCGGCCUCCCGGUGCCGGCGGAGCCCCUGGCCCCGGCGCGCGUGGGUCCCGCGGCGCCCGGGGCGGCAGCAGCGCGGCAUGCGGCGGCCCCGCGCACCAUGA